CGAAGCAGAAGCGCGCGAGUCAAGAACGCCGAGCGGAGCAACCUGACCUGGAGAUCGAAGAUCAUAGAAAUGGCCUGGAAGACUUUCACGCUGUUACCCCUGCUACUGGCAGCCACUCUGGCCAAUCCCUUGAUUGGGUCCACAGUGGAGCCCUUAGCCCCACCAGUUCCCAACACCGAGCAGACGCAGAUCAUCAAGGAGGAGCACUUCCCGGCCAUGGCUCCGCCACAGGCCAUCGAGUCCAGCGGUUCCAGUGGCCAACCCAUUUUACUGCAACCUCCUCCAGCUCCACCCAGCGGAGAUGAGGAUGCUCUGCGUCGUCGGACUAUUACGUACGAUCAGCGACAGGAGGGACAGUACAACAUUCGCGCUGAUCUCGAGAACUUCAUGAUCCUGCUCAUCCCACCGGGACCGCAGGAGGGCAUCAGCCUGCUGGAGCUGUUGGGUCGUGGAAACACCAAGGGCAGUGGAGCUCUCAAGCGCAAACAUCCCCUGAGGAGCAACUCCCUGAAGUCCUAUUAUCAGAAGAGUCAUCUGCAGAAGCAGCAGAACCAUCAUCAAUCCUCGCCAGCGUUGGCGCUGCCGGAAUUUAUUGAGGGACGCUCCCCCUAUCACGUGGACAUCUCGGCCAGCGAUCCCGAGCAGGCACAGCGCUUGCAACGCCAACAGGUGGACGUACUGCCUCCCCAAUCGAUUCCCAUGCCGCAGCUGAUCAAGCCCUUUCAUCUGGAGACGGAACCGGAGCUGAUUCAGGCCCUGCCCCCGGUGUCCGCCAGCAGCAGUGCUGGCUCUAAUCUUCUCGAGAGCUAUAACCAUCCAGGAUCGCAGUACUUCCGCAGCUCCCGAUCCCUCAGAGGUGACAGCUACCUGGAUACCAACCGUCUGACUGGCGGAGACUUUGCCAGUCCGCGCUCCAUCAGUGCUCCAAUUUACCGCAGCGAUUUGGGGAGCGGAGCCAGUGGUCUUUACCCUCCCAUCGAUGUGCCCACCUACUUCUCGGAUCAGUCCCGCUCCUGGCAGCUGGACGAGGAGCCCACCCGGCCACAAGCGGUCGAACCGGAGAUCGUAAGCUUCGAUCUGUUGGCCGAUGACGACCUGGCCGAGUCCCGAGCCCUCCUGCGAGACGGUUUGGCCCGCUGUGCCCGCGGGGAGCGGCGGGACAGCUACGGAGCCUGUCGCCAGAUCGAGGGCUACUGAGGAGGAGUGAGAACCGCCAGACUGCCAGCCUAGAUGUUAGUUUUAUACUUUGCACACACUCUAGAAUUAAGCCGACACAAUCGUCUUACCAAUAAAUACAAAAAGUUAAUCGCCACUG
Messenger RNA from Drosophila biarmipes, 1315 nucleotides. RefSeq lists its product as uncharacterized. Lineage: Eukaryota; Metazoa; Arthropoda; Insecta; Diptera; Drosophilidae. The transcript has a single exon. Bases 70 to 1197 code for a protein of 375 amino acids. The record is from RefSeq and is a predicted model, not a curated record.